AUGAUACGACCCAAAAGCUCCACUGGAAUUGAUGUUCCUGGUGAUACAAGCGUGGCAGAGCAGAGACGUUUCGGCUUUCGGCUUCUACCGACAAUUGCCCAUGCCUUGAACGAUGGCGGGUUUCCGAGUACUGUCUUCGAUCCAAAUGAAGAUGGCAAGCCCGACUACUCAAUAUGGAACGUUAUGCUCGAUGGCUCUCUAAGUAAGGGUCAUCAGCGAGAUGGAUACUACCCCGUGGAGAUCGUCUCGCCAGUACUGGAUGCGGAUACGGAUGGAAAAUGGUCAGAAUUGGUCGGUAGAUUAUGGAGAACUCUGCUACAAUCUUUCGAGUUUCGGUUGGAUUCCACUUGUGGAUUCCACAUUCACCUCUCCUUCUCGCAAGGAGAUAUUAGCAUGUCACAGCUAAGAAACCUCGUAAAGGCUGUAGCAUUUUAGGAGUCCGCUACAGCCCGCCAUUGCCCUCUUUCUCGACAAGACAGUGUGAUUCCUUUUUGUGCUUCCAAUACCCGGGCUCCAGAGGUACGAAGAAUGCUGCAAACGCAUGGUCCCCUGAGGGGAUUGGCAAACCUUUUUGCAACUAUCGACUGCCUUGAACGAGACGAUAUCGUGGAUCUGAUGAGCCCAAGCAAGUUCUACGCGUGGAACUUCUUGCCAUUUCGGACAGAUGGCCAUGGAUCU
Molecule: messenger RNA, 678 nt
Organism: Fusarium verticillioides 7600
Lineage: Eukaryota; Fungi; Ascomycota; Sordariomycetes; Hypocreales; Nectriaceae
Exons: 1
Coding region: 1-435 (144 amino acids)
Source: RefSeq, a predicted model, not a curated record